AUGCAGAUGAUCUACAGCUCAGUCGCAUUCGCUCUGCUCAAUGCACAGCAGAGCAGAACUGUCAAGGAAAGAGCAGAAAACCCCCUUUGCACCGCGAAGAUUUUCUCAGAGAAUCGCAAAAAUGAAACUCCAAAACGCAACCGACAGAGCUCUGGAUCACAACAUCACCACCACAAUCCCCAUACUGACCCACCUCCCCUCACAGUACCAAACAACCCCGCUCAACUCGUCCGCCGCCAAGACGGCACACCCACCUCCGCCCUCCUAACCUCAGCCGAAACCGGCGUCUUCACAGUACCCGGCGCAGGUUCCUACGAAGUAACCUACCUCUCCAACGCCUACGACGUAGCCGGCCACGUAUUGACCGUCGGAGGUGGUGACGCAUUAGUCGGAGGCGUGAUUGUGACAGCAGCGAGCUCAGGGUUUGUGGCAAACGGUCAGAUUGUGGAAUUGGCUCCGAUAACUUCGAGUACGAGUAGUACGCUUGCGGCGGCGCAGACGACUGAGACGACAAGUCGGACGAAAAGUGUUGGAACUCCGACGGUUACUGCUUCGGAGACGAGUAGUGCGGGAGGGGCGAUGGUGACUGGUCGAAUCGGUGCGGCGGUGCUGGGUGAUGGAGAGAGGAGACGAGAUGUGCUGUUCUUGUCUUUUUUUUUCCUGUUGUGCGCGCUGAUGACCUGGGAAGAAAGAGAGUUAGACCACAGCGCGAAUGUUAGAGUCAAUCGUCAGCAGGAAUGGAGAAUAUGA
Molecule: messenger RNA, 750 nt
Organism: Pseudocercospora fijiensis CIRAD86
Lineage: Eukaryota; Fungi; Ascomycota; Dothideomycetes; Mycosphaerellales; Mycosphaerellaceae
Exons: 5
Coding region: 1-750 (249 amino acids)
Source: RefSeq, a predicted model, not a curated record